Messenger RNA from Saxophila tyrrhenica, 1743 nucleotides. RefSeq lists its product as uncharacterized. Gene Ontology annotation, cellular component: endoplasmic reticulum; endoplasmic reticulum membrane. Gene Ontology annotation, molecular function: calcium ion binding. Gene Ontology annotation, biological process: protein folding. NCBI's taxonomy places the organism in Eukaryota, Fungi, Ascomycota, Dothideomycetes, Mycosphaerellales, Extremaceae. The transcript is spliced from 3 exons. The record is from RefSeq and is a predicted model, not a curated record. Bases 1 to 1743 code for a protein of 580 amino acids.
AUGCGUGCUGCCAGCCUCCUAGCACUCGGUUGCUACGCAGCCAUUGCGAGCGCUGAUGUUGUUGACGAUGCUGAGUCCGCUGCCACUGAGGCGACGAGCUCGGUCGAGUCUGUGGUUGAGAGUGUGACCUCGUCGGCUGUUAACAAGCCCACCUUCACUCCCACCACUUUCAAGGCCCCAUUCCUCGAGCAAUUCACCGACAGCCUUGACGGCUCAAGAUGGAAGGCAUCACAUGCGAAGAAGGAGAACACGGAGGAGGAAUGGCAGUUCGUCGGCACCUGGGACGUCGAGGAGCCUACUGUCCUACGGGGCGUAGAGGGAGACAAGGGCCUGGUCCUCAAGGACAAGGCUGCUCACCACGCCAUUUCUGCAAAGUUCGACAAGCCCAUCACGAACAAGGACGAUACUCUGGUUGUCCAGUACGAGGUCAAGCUCCAGGGCGGCCUCGAGUGCGGUGGAGCAUACAUGAAGCUCCUCCAGGACAACAAGAAGCUCCAGUCCGAUGAAUUCUCCAACGCCUCGCCCUACAUCAUCAUGUUCGGUCCCGACAAGUGCGGCUCUACCAACAAGGUCCACUUCAUCUUCCGCCACAAGAACCCGAAGACUGGCGAGUACGAGGAGAAGCACCUGAAGAGCCCGCCAUCCGCUCGCAUCACCAAGCAGACGACCCUUUACACCCUCAUCGUUCGUCCAGACCAGAGCUUCGAGAUCAAGAUCGAUGGCGAGUCGUCCAAGAACGGCACCCUUCUUGAAGACUUCAGCCCGGCUGUCAACCCACCGAAGGAGAUUGAUGACCCCAAGGACAGCAAGCCAGAGGACUGGGUUGACACGCCGACCAUGCCCGACCCAGAUGCCACCAAGCCUGAUGACUGGGACGAGGACGCGCCAUACGAGAUUGUUGAUGAGUCUGCCGAGAAGCCAGCCGACUGGCUUGAGGACGAGCCCACCAUGAUCCCGGACCCAGAGGCCGAGAAGCCCGAAGACUGGGAUGAUGAGGAGGACGGUGACUGGGUCCCACCAAUGGUGCCCAACCCCAAGUGCGACGAGGUCUCUGGCUGUGGCCCGUGGGAGAAGCCGAUGAUGAAGAACCCAGAGUACAAGGGCAAGUGGUCUGCUCCGAUGAUCGACAACCCAGACUACAAAGGCCCAUGGGCACCGCGCAAGAUUGCCAACCCAGACUAUUACGAGGACAAGACUCCGGCUAACUUUGAGCCAAUGGGCGCUAUCGGCUUCGAGCUCUGGACUAUGCAGAACGACAUCCUCUUCGACAACAUCUACAUCGGCCACUCCGAGAAGGACGCCGACGCCUUCCAGAAGGAGACCUUCGCUCCGAAGAAGGCAUCUGAGAAGGCUGUCGAGGACGCUGAGAAGCCCAAGCAGGAAGACGCACCUAAGUCGCCUGAUGAUCUCGUCUUCAUGGACGACCCAGUCCUCUACAUCAAGGAGAAGUUCAACCUCUUCGUAGAGAUCGCCAAGCGUGACCCCGUCGAAGCCGCCAAGUUCGUUCCCGAGAUCGCCGGUGGCCUCGCCGUCGGCGCCGUCACUCUCCUCAUCAUCCUCGUCGGCGCGAUCGGUGGCGGUGCGAAGGCCGCACCGAGCAAAGAGCAGGUCAACGCCAAGACACAGCAGGCGAAGGACCAGGCGCAGAAGACGAAGGAUCAGGUUGCGGACGCCGUGACUUCGGGGACGGAUAAAGCGAAGGAGGAGGUGAACAAGCGGAGUACGAGGAGUGGCGCUCAGUAG